Dictyostelium purpureum is the source of this 1158-nucleotide messenger RNA. RefSeq lists its product as uncharacterized. Gene Ontology annotation, molecular function: RNA binding. NCBI's taxonomy places the organism in Eukaryota, Evosea, Eumycetozoa, Dictyosteliales, Dictyosteliaceae. The coding region runs from base 1 to 1158 and encodes 385 amino acids. The record is from RefSeq and is a predicted model, not a curated record. The transcript has a single exon. Gene Ontology annotation, cellular component: intracellular anatomical structure.
AUGAAGUAUAGUAUAGUGCCAAUGUAUUCAGGUUUAUCGAUUAAUAAACAAAUGAAGGUUUUCGAAAAGCUACCGGAUCCAAAGAAAACUAGAAAGAUCGUUGUGGCCACCAAUAUAGCCGAGACCUCUAUUACAAUUGAUGGAAUAGUGUAUGUAGUGGAUUGUGGGUUUGUUAAACUUAAAUCAUAUAACUCUAUUACUGGUUUAGAGUCUUUGAUAGUCGCCCCAUGUUCACAGUCAUCUGCAAACCAAAGAGCUGGUAGGGCUGGCCGUAAUAGAGCCGGUAAAUGCUAUAGACUAUACACUCAAGAUACAUUCGAACGUUUGUUAGAAAAGCAAACCACACCAGAGAUACAAAGAAGCAAUUUAAGUACCACUGUUUUACAAUUGAAGGCAUUGGGUAUCGAUAAUAUAUUACAUUUCGAUUUUGUAUCACCACCCCCACCAUCAUCACUGAUAAGAGCAUUAGAGGUGUUGUAUGGUUUGGAAGCAAUCAACGACUCAGGAACACUAACAUCACCAGUUGGUAUGAUAAUGGCAGAGUUUCCAACAGAUCCAUCAUUUUCAAAAAUGAUUAUUCAAUCAGAGAAAUUUGGUUGUAGUGAAGAGAUCAUCACAAUUGCGGCAAUGCUAAAUAUUCAAGGUCUCUUUACAAACCAGAAUCAUAAAUCAAGAAAGGAUCUUAUAGUUAAAGAAGGUGAUCAUUUAACACUACUCAAUGUUUACAACUCAUUCAUCGCCAAUAAUAGCUCAUCAUCAUGGUGCCAUGACCACCAAAUUAAUUAUAAAGCAAUGCAACGUGUUCAACAAGUUAGAAAACAACUAUUGGCAUAUGCAAAGAAAUACUCUAUCAAAAUACAAUCAUGCAUCGAAUCUGGUAAUAUCAAGAACUCUAGUAUAUCAAUUAGAAAAUCAAUUUUAUCAGGUUUCUUUAUGAAUGCUGCUCAAUUACAAUCCAAUGGCUCUUAUCAAACAGUAAGAGAACGUCACACUCUCUAUCUUCACCCAACCUCUGUAGUAUGCCUAUCCAAUUCACCACAAUGGGUAUUAUUUAACGAUGUAACGAUUACAACUAAAGAAUAUAUGAAAGAUAUCACAGUUAUCGAACCCACGUGGUUAUCUGAAAUUGCACCACAUUUUUAUAAAUUUAAAGAUUAA